Messenger RNA from Teleopsis dalmanni, 3709 nucleotides. RefSeq lists its product as uncharacterized. Gene Ontology annotation, molecular function: calcium channel activity; calcium ion binding. Lineage: Eukaryota; Metazoa; Arthropoda; Insecta; Diptera; Diopsidae. The transcript is spliced from 17 exons. The coding region runs from base 1 to 3648 and encodes 1215 amino acids. The record is from RefSeq and is a predicted model, not a curated record. Gene Ontology annotation, cellular component: membrane. Gene Ontology annotation, biological process: detection of mechanical stimulus.
AUGAAGUCGGUUUCAACUCAAACCACAAGUGAAUUAGAGAAGACUACUGUAGUUGAAAAAGUUGAAGUAGUUGAAGUAGUUGAAGAAGUACAAAUAAAGAAGACUACACAUAAAAAUUAUUCAACAAGAUAUGAAAAUGAUAUAGAAAUUCGUAAUGCCUUAAAGGAAUUCUUAUUAUAUUUACUUUUCCUGAUUGUUGCACUUAUUGUGGCAUCAUCAGUUAAUCAUAAAUAUAUGUUUUAUUUAUAUAAGACAAUAGAAAAUCUAUUCAUAAUCACUCCAGAAUACUAUGAUUUAGUUACAAUAGCAGAAUGGUGGUUAUAUGCUGAAAAUGGAUUUGCACCCGCGCUCUUGGGUGAUAAUAAUGGUAAUGAAGUCAUAAAUGAACGAUAUUUUCUUGAAGAAAAUAUAUUAUUGGGUGCACCUCGAUUAAGGCAAAUCCGGGUUAAAAGUGAUUCGUGUCAUAUACCAGAUGCUUUCAAAAGAUAUUUUAGUGAUUGCUAUGCACAGUAUCAUGAAACAACAGAAGAAAAGGAGGGAGAUUUUCAAGGAUCAAAGUUUUACACAUUGGAUGAGUUGAAUGAUCGACCGAUAUGGGCUAAGUAUGCUACUUAUUAUGGUGCAGGUUAUGUUCAAGAAUUAGAUUACAACAUGAAUGCUACGAUAGACACACUAGAGUCACUUAAAGAGGAAAAAUGGAUUGAUCGUGCUACACGAGUUGUAGUUUUAGAGUUUGGCUUGUACAACGCAAAUGGAGAUUUUUUCACUAACGUUAAAAUAAUUGCAGAGACACCUAUUUCGGGUGGUAUAAUAACAAGUAAGAGCUUGGAAUCAUUCAAUACGCAUGAAAUAUGGACUGACGACGACUAUCUUCUAAUAAUCUGCGCUAUUAUCUUCUACAUAAUGAUUAUUUUCUACACAAUACAAGCAGUAAGGGAAUGCCGUCUCGUUGGUUGGCGCAAUUACUUCAGUUCUUUAUGGAAUAUUGUGGAUGUACUAAUACUAAUUAUGGCAUACUUAGCAUUUGUGUAUCAAAUUGUUCACAUAUUCCUUGUAAAAGCCUUGCUUAAACGAGUGACAGAAGACGAGGAUGGCUUUCAUAGCUUGGAUAAUAUAUGCUUCUGGAGCUCAUUGUAUGCAGACUUGUUGGCAGUUUGUGCAUUUUUUAUUUGCAUUAAAGUUUUCAAAUAUAUUAGUUUUAACAAAACAUUGCUACAGUUCAGUACAACUCUACAAAGGUGUGCCAAGGACUUGUUGGGUUUUGGUUUAAUGUUUUUAAUUGUAUUUUUGGCUUAUGCACAACUGGGGCUUUUGCUUUUCGGCGCUUAUAACUAUGACUUCUGUACUUUUUGGGAAUCAUUAAUCACACUACUACGUAUGAUACUUGGAGAUUUUGAUUAUGCAGGCAUUGAAAGUGCUAAUCGUAUAUUAGGACCACUAUACUUUUUAUCUUAUAUAUUGUUAGUGUUCUUUAUUUUGUUGAAUAUGUUCUUGGCUAUUAUCAACGACACCUACAGUGCAGUGAAAGAAGAAAUUACUGCGGGUAAAAAUGAGGUCAUCGUAUAUUUGAAGAAAAUAUUUAAAAAAGUAUUUGAAAGAAUAAUAAAGCGUCGUAAAAAGGAAGAUCGUGAUCUUAAAAAUGUAGAAGCACCAGCUGAAAAGGGCAGCGAAACAACACUUUAUCCUAGAACUUCACUAACAACAACUAGAUCAGCAAAAAGCAGCGAUCCAGAAGUAAUUUAUGUGACUGAAAGUGAAGUGAUAAGGGACUACUUUGAAGUAUAUGAACCGCCUGCGAAUCGUUUACAACUAAAUAGUUUAUCCGAUCGAGUAACAUUGUUGGAAAAAAUUUUAGAAGGUUUAAUAGUAAACUUGGAUACGAUAAUAAAAAAAGUUGAUGCUAAGAAACGAAGGGACAAGAAAAAUGCUUUCGCAUUAUCUUCAAGACAUAGUUAUAUGUACUACUACAACAAAACUAUUUACAAAUUCUUUCUGGAAAGACACGAAACAGCAAAUAAUUUUAUGAUAUCUUUCAACGAUAUCUGUAGACUUUCUGAUUGGUAUUAUUUUUUAGAAAAUCAUUUUUUAGAAACAAUGUACAAUGGAAUGGAAAACAAUGGAACUCCAAGAGUUUUUAUGGAAAAAAACCUACUUCUAGGUCCACCGCGUCUAAGGCAAAUACGUGUUAACGCUGAAGAGUGUUAUACGUAUAGUGAAAUACGGCGAUACUUUCAAGUAUGUUAUCCGAAGUAUUCAGAGAGAUUUGAAGAAACAACUGAUAAUUAUAAGAGCUCUAAAUACUUUACGUUAAGUGAUUUAAGUGCUACUUCUAUAGAGGGAAAAUUAGCAACUUAUAGAGGUGCGGGAUAUGUGGAAAAUUUGAGUUAUGAUAAGGAAGAAACUGAAGAAAUUAUAAAAGGUUUACGACACAGUGAUUGGGUUGAUAGAGGAACAAGAAUUGUUAUACUUGAGUUUUGUUUAUUUAAUGAAGACUCAGAGUUAUAUGAAAGUGUAAAAUUUUUAGGAGAAGUUCCUCCAACUGGUGGUAUAAUAUCUAGUGCACAACUGCGAUCCAUAAAAUUGGGUGGUUUAUGGUUAAGUGGUGACUACUUCGCCAUAAUAUGCGCUAUAAUAUUUUAUGUGCUGACGGUUAAAUUUACUUUGGAGGAAGUAAAAGAAAUUAGAAAAAAUGGUUUUUGGACAUAUUUAUGUAUACUAUGGAAUUUUAUAGAUAUAACUGUUUUAGUGAUCGCGAUUAUUAGUUUUAUCUAUAACAUAUAUCAUCCAAUAUAUGGAAAUUAUUUGUUGCAAUUAGCAGAAGAUCCUGAUGAAUAUGUGAACUUAGACAAAAUCGCUUACUGGAAUGUAAUAUAUAAUGAUUUAAUUGCUAUUUGCGCAUUUCUUCUGUUUAUGAAAAUAUUUAAAUAUAUCUCGUUCAAUAAGACUUUACUGCAGUUAUCAGAGACUUUAAACAGAUGUUAUAAGGAUUUGUUGGGAUUUGGCGUAAUGUUUUUUAUAAUUCUGAUGGCGUAUGCUGUUUGUGGCUUCAUUUUAUUUAGUCAACAUGUAGUAGAGUUUAGUACUUUACUGAAUACUUUAAGCACACUAAUGAGCAUUAUGAUGGGUACCUUCGAUUAUACUAAUUUGGAAUACGGUAGUCCUACAUUAGGUCCAAUUUUUUUCAUUUCAUAUAUAGCGCUGGUUUAUUUUAUACUAAUGAAUAUGUUUUUGGCUAUUAUAUUUGAUACUUAUAAUACAAUUAAAAAUGAUAUUAAGUCAGGACCAAGAGAAUUAAAUACUUACCUGUCUAAUGCUAUGAAAAAGUUAAGACAGAGAAUGUUAACGAACAGAAAGAGACAACAAGAAGUAACAACAGUAUUGAAUGAAUCCACUGAAGUAGUUGCUGAACCAAAACCCACAUCGGUGGAUCAGAAUACAACCCAUCAACCAACUAAUGAACCGUCGAAUAUGACUGAAAGUUUUGUUGUAAGAGAGUAUUUUGAAAAUUAUAUAAGGGAUGAAGAAAGACGAAAAAUUAUUAAUUUAGCAAAUCGUAUAGACUUACUCGAAGAUGUUAUUAAAAAAUUAUCUGUAGAUGUGGAGGAACUACUGAAAAAAGUUAAAUCAAAACAACGAUCUCGAUCCUAAUGACCUCUGUUAUUAUUCUUCAGUUUUAAUAAUACGUACUAUUAUUAUCAUUUGUUGAAGU